Molecule: messenger RNA, 843 nt
Organism: Trichoderma gamsii
Lineage: Eukaryota; Fungi; Ascomycota; Sordariomycetes; Hypocreales; Hypocreaceae
Product: pyrroline-5-carboxylate reductase
Exons: 2
Coding region: 1-843 (280 amino acids)
Biological process (GO): L-proline biosynthetic process
Molecular function (GO): pyrroline-5-carboxylate reductase activity
Source: RefSeq, a predicted model, not a curated record
AUGGCGUCACUACAGAACAGCAAGGUGGCCUUCAUUGGAGGAGGCAAUAUGGCCUCUGCCAUCAUUGGAGGACUGGCCAACCAGGGUAUCAACAAGCAGAACAUCAUUGUAUCUGAGCCCUGGGAUGUCAACAGGGAGAAGAUUGCCGCCACCGGCGUCCGAACCACAACGUCCAACAUCGAGGCUGGCCAGGAUGCCGAUCUCAUCAUCAUUGCUGUAAAGCCUCAGAUUGCCAAGACGGUCUGCGAGGAGCUGGGCGGAUCAUGGUCUCACCGUGCCACUCUGCCAAUUGUUGUCAGCAUUGCUGCUGGUAUCACCCUCGACAGCCUGAGGGAGUGGCUGAAGACCAGCGAGGGCAAGACUGCACCAGUUGUUCGUGUGAUGCCAAACACGCCUGCUCUGGUUGGAGAGGGUGCAUCUGGGCUUUAUGCAAGCGAGGACGUCCAGGAGAGCGAGAAGCAGCUUGUCGAUGCACUGCUCGGCAGUGUAAGCAAGGCUACUGAGUGGGUAGAAAAGGAGGAGCUGCUCGACGUUGUAACCGGAUUGUCUGGUUCUGGACCUGCAUACUUCUUCGCCAUGGUCGAGCACCUUAUUGCUAGUGCAACUGCGUUGGGACUUCCGAAAGAGCAGGCUACUCGAUUAGCCAAGCAGACAUGCUUGGGAGCCGGUCAAAUGCUGGUUUCAUCUUCAGAAGAGCCAGCCCAGCUACGCAAGAAUGUCACAAGCCCCAACGGAACUACUCAUGCUGCUUUACAGAGUUUUGAGUCAUCGGGGUUUGAUGAGAUUGUUAACAAGGCUGUCAAGGCCGCCACAGACCGAUCUGCGGAAUUGGGAAAGUCAUAG